AGGGGUAGGAGAAUAAGUGGUCUGCCAAAACCAACAGCCUGAGAAUCACCAUUUGAGCCACGAGCUUCUUUUAAGUGGACAAAAAGCAUGUAAUAUGGUCUUCCCUUUAGAUGCGGAGGUCUGACUCCCCUCCCCUACCUUCCUAGCCCAAAGCUGUGGGUUACCGCCGUGUCACUGUCGCUCUCAAGAGGACCCUCGAGCCUCGCACGCGCUCUCAGACAUCAUCAAAUUGUCAUAAGAGGACUCUCCUAUUAUCAUCCCCACGCUCUGCGCAUCAUCCGAUCGGGGCAAAGAGUACUCAUGACGUUGCGUUGAUUGAUUCCAAGAAAUCGGGAAGCGGCCACUCGGGACGGUUAUAAGAGAUGUCCGUGUUGUGCAAAAUUGUGUAUACGGAUUCAUGCGUGAGGGCGGGCUUGCCUAUCGUCGCUCGCCAUGGUGCCUUACGGCCCCGUGCGAGUAUGCAACCCGUCCGCACGCAUGAAUGCGGUACAGUAUAAGCAGGAAAAACCCACGGCGCGGAUCACCCACCCUGUAUGUGUAGAAUCACAUUUCAAGUCGACAGCAGCAAACGGUACCAGUCCAUCAUCGGAUGGGGUGCAACCGUUACCGACUCGGCUGGUAUAAAUAUACAGAAACUGUCUGAGGGUGCAAAGAAACAGCUCAUCAGGGCGUUCUUCUCCGAGGAUGGCAUCGAGUACGACGUCCUGCGCGUGCCCAUCGGCGGCACGGACGACUCCCUCCGCGUCUACACCCUCCAUGAUGAGCCCGGCGACGCGUCUCUCAGCGGAUUCGCGCUCGCCGAGGAGGACUACCUCUACAAAAUGCCCGUCCUGCGCUACGCCCGUGAGGCCCUGCCCGCCGACCGGCCGCUGCGCCUCCUGGCCAGCGCCUGGACCGCGCCGCCAUGGAUGAAGAGCAACAAGAACUUCACGGGCACCGGCGUCCUCCAGCCGGACUACUACCAGGCCUGGGCCGACUACCACCUCAAGUUCUUGGACGCGUACGAGGAGGAAGGCUUCCACUUCUGGGGCGUGACAACGGGAAACGAGCCCCUGAACGGCUUCCUGGGCGGAAUGAUCCACUUCAACUCGAUGGGAUGGACGCCCUUCGCUAUGAGCACGUGGGUCGGCCAGCACCUCGGCCCGACGCUGCGCGGGCCCGACGGCCAGGCUUCACAGCACGCCGACGUCAAGAUCCUCACCUUGGACGACCAAAGAACGCUCAUGCCGGUCUGGACAGGCCUUGUGGUGAUGGAUAAAGAAGCUGCCAAGUACAUCGAUGGCUUCGCUAUCCACUGGUAUGGCAACUCACUGUCUCCGGUCUUCUCGCUAGACGUGAGCCACUUGCUCAGCCCGGACAAGUUCAUCUUCAACAGCGAGGCCUCCAACGGCUUCUUGAGCUGGGACCGGCACGUCAUUCUGGGAUCCUGGGAGCGAGCUGAAGCGUACACGAGCGACAUAUUAGACGAUCUCAACCACUGGGUGACGGGUUGGAUGGAGUGGUCCCUGGUGCUCGACAUGCAAGGCGGGCCCACCUGGUCCGGCAACUACGUGGACGCGUCCAUCCUCGUCAACGCCGAGGAGGACGAGUUCGUCAAGCAGCCGUCCUACUACGCCAUGGGCCACUUCACGAAGUUCCUCCCGCCCGGCUCGGUGUGCGUCCGGGUGAACAAGGAUCAGAGCGGCGGGGUGAGGAACGUCGCCUUCCUCCGGCCCGACAACGGCACCGUGGUCGUCCUCUACAACCCAUCGGAAGAUGCAAAGGUUGUGAACGUGCACGACGUGUCCAAGGGAUAUUUGGCCGUCAAAUUGGCUCCCCGAUCCAUCAAUACCCUCCUGUACUGGUAAAAGACAAAAUAAAACAGAAACAAAACUCGCUUCAA
This is a messenger RNA of Frankliniella occidentalis (western flower thrips), 1882 nucleotides long. RefSeq names its product lysosomal acid glucosylceramidase. The transcript is spliced from 9 exons. The coding region runs from base 534 to 1847 and encodes 437 amino acids. Gene Ontology annotation, molecular function: glucosylceramidase activity. Gene Ontology annotation, biological process: glucosylceramide catabolic process. The record is from RefSeq and is a predicted model, not a curated record. NCBI's taxonomy places the organism in Eukaryota, Metazoa, Arthropoda, Insecta, Thysanoptera, Thripidae.